Molecule: messenger RNA, 1761 nt
Organism: Eufriesea mexicana
Lineage: Eukaryota; Metazoa; Arthropoda; Insecta; Hymenoptera; Apidae
Gene: Rsph4a
Product: Radial spoke head protein 4a
Exons: 11
Coding region: 1-1761 (586 amino acids)
Biological process (GO): cilium movement involved in cell motility; axoneme assembly; cilium assembly
Cellular component (GO): axoneme; radial spoke
Source: RefSeq, a predicted model, not a curated record
AUGGCGUACAGCUAUAAUAUCCAAGAGGUACCACCUGAAGAUGUUCCCUGCGUGGAGCACGAUAUUCGACGCGCUAAAAAGUUCCUGCAGAAACACAGUCCAGCGUCAGGUGACAGCCUGUACGAUCACUUGACGGAAGUGUUGAGCAAGAUACUCGCCGAGAAACCGAAGAACGCGGUGGAUAUUUUCGAGGAGUACAGCAGAAAGGUGAAAGAGGAGAGGUUCAAGACGAAGUCUCAGCACUUGCGGGACGUGCACGUACCGCCGCCUCAGUUCGAGAACGCGAAGAAGAUCAUCGAGCUGUUCAAGAAAGUUCAGCAGCUAUACGAGAGCGAGGAAGAGAGACUAGCCGCAGAGGAGGAAGACGAGGGAGAAGAGAAGAAGAAGAAACUGCCGAACAUGUUGGAUCUCCUGUUCUAUUUCGAACAGGCCAACGUUGGAUUGCCUCGCACACAGAUGGUGCUGCUUAAUUUGUCUAUGAGGAAACUCAUUGCCGAGGCUCCUAUCGAGAACGUCAGAUUUUGGGGAAAAAUUCUUGGAAAUCCGAAAAAUUAUUACGUGGUGGAAGCAGACUUGAAGGCGGAGGAAUUGGCACUCAGGCAAGAGAAAAUAGCAGCGGAGGAGGAACGGAGGCGUGAGGAGGAGCAGGCGCGAGCGGAAGAAGUGGCGAGGGCGGAGAAAGAAGCUGCUGAAAACGUGGAAAGAGAAGCAGCGGAGGCAGCCGAGGAAACGGCAGAGGGAACGGAAGAGAAGGAGGAACACGAGGGCUUGAAGCUCGUCUUUCCGCCUCUGCCUACUCGUUCAUGGCUACGGCCACCGGAAGUGCCUCCGGAGAGAAUCGGAACUGGCACGAAUGCCAAGGUGUAUUUUGUAUGCAACGAGCCCGGCCUGGACAAGUGGAUCGAACUGCCACCGGUUACGCCGCAGCAGAUAGUAAUUGCACGACAGAUUGUCCGCUACUGCACGGGAAAUUUGGAAACCCCGAUUCACACCUUCCCGCCAUUCCCGGGGACGGAAAAGAAUUACCUCCGCGCGCAGAUAGCCAGGAUCAGCGCGACCACCCAAGUCUCGCCCAUCGGAUUCUUUACAUUCGGCGGCGGGGCUGAGGAAGAAGAGCUGAUGGAGGAAAUGGAAGAAGGCGGAGAAUUGUCCGAGAACGCGCAUUACGACCCUCUGCCACUCAAGGAUCUGAUAGACCCCUCCAUGUCCAACUGGUGUCACCAUGCGCCCUAUCUUUUGAAACAGGGGCGUGUCGUGUGGUGGAAUCCAAAGUUGGAUGAACGAGAAUUGGGUGAAGAAGAACUGGGCGAAGAAGAAGAGGAAGAGGAAGAGCCUGGAGCUGGACCGGAGAGGGAGGUUGGGCCACCUCUGUUGACACCGCUGUCAGAAGAUGCUAUCGUAGAUUCGAUAAUACCAUGGAGAGCCACGCAAUCCUCUCGCGUGCAACCUGAUCAAGCGGUGGCGUUAAUUAAAUCAAACAUUUGGCCUGGAGCGUUUGCGUUCGCCAGUGGAUGGCGUUGCGCUAACGUGUACAUCGGCUGGGGUCACAAAUACAUCGCGUACAAUUACAGUCCACCGCCCAUGCCACCUGUGCAAGACCAGUACAAAAUCGGCCCUGAGAUUAUGGAAAUUCAGGACCCCACCUUCGAACAGGAGGAGGAUUAUAGAAUUGCCCAUUUACCUCCGCCACCGGCUAUACCGAUGGGAGAAGAAGAAGAAGAGGGAGUAGAGGAGGAAGAAGAAGAGGAAGAAGAUGAAUAA